Molecule: messenger RNA, 5146 nt
Organism: Paramuricea clavata
Lineage: Eukaryota; Metazoa; Cnidaria; Anthozoa; Malacalcyonacea; Plexauridae
Source: the annotation of a GenBank genome assembly
AGGUGAAUGUUCCAUGGAUGGAUCAACAUCCAACCCACAAAACACAUCAAUCCAAGGUAUGAAAAUUUUUAUCAAUGACAUACUGUACGAAAUAAAGAUUGCCUAGGAAUCCAAGCAGAAACAUAUAGCAUUGCUUGCUUUGAGGGUCGAGAAGUAGGGUACCAAGUAGCAGCCUUACUUUGGUCCAAAUUUCCAGUUCCCAGCCUAUUUUCGCUCCAAAUCCCUGUUACGAAAUCUGAAUUCCCAUCCGUAUAUAGUUUAUAUUUAAUAAACAAUGGUAUAUGCUAAUGAAUAAAAAACCUUGAUUGAUGCCGUUCAUUUAGCGCGAGCUCCACAAUUUAUUAUAUUAAAUAAAAUGUUAAACACAUCCGAAUUUAUUUGUACAAUAUGAAAUGUUCAAUCCUAACCCUAAUCGCUUCUAACCACGACUCAAACCUCUAACCCUAACGCUAAUUAAUCUUAAUCUGACCCUAUAAUCUAACCCUAUAAUCCAAACUUGACGACCUUUCUUAGCUUGAUUUUAAUUAUCAUACCACGCGAUAGAUUUUCGUGUCGAUCACUCAUUAUAUUUCUAUUUGAUUAUAUUAAAGGACUUUAAGCAUGCGUAAUUGUGUCGAAUGAUAGUGUCAGAAACCACACAAGAAAAAAAUCCCAUUCCAUUUCUCAAAAAAAGGCAGCGUGACAUUUUUAUUAAAGGAUUGAGAAUUGAGUCUUGGGCUGUGAAAAAUUAGAUAGACGGGGUGGGAAAUGCGAAAAUGCCCGCAUUUUCCAUAAUCUCCGUAACUAUAAAGCAAUUAAAUUUGAAAUACAUUUUUGUAAUUCUUGAUGUCAUAAUAUAUUUUCUUUGAAGAAAUUAUGUACUAUUUAAACACAAGUAGCUAAGAUUUAGUCGAGUGCUUUGUCACAUAUAAAACACGAGGCGACAGCCGAGUAUUUCAUCUCCGAUAGAGCAUGAACUGCGAGGUAAUUUAUUGGCUAUUGGUUAUUCCCCGGUAAGAGAUUUUAAAAACCAACGUUGUUUUAAGCCGAGAAAGUCAAAGUUAAAUAAAGCUUAAUAUGUAAAUUAACAUGAUUUUUAUAACAUAUAAAGCCGCCGAUGCAGUGGUGAUUACCUUUCUCUUUUCCUCAUGAAUUAUUAAUGAUGCGUUUUUUAAAGUUAUAAUAAUUCUUAUAUUGCAUUAUAAUUAUUUUGAUUUAUUUUAAUUUCUAUAAGGUAAGGACUGCGCUGAUUUAUUCGAGAAAGGAAUACGUGCUAGUGGAGUGUACAAGAUUGACCCUGAUGGCCUUGGUACUUUCAAUGUUUUCUGUGAUAUGACCUCGUCCGGGGGAGGAUGGACUGUGUUUCAACGUCGUUUUGAUGGAACUGUUGAUUUCUACCGAGGAUGGCAAGAUUACAAACAAGGUUUUGGCAAUCUGGAUGGGGAAUUUUGGCUCGGUUUGGAGAAAAUGCACAGACUAACAACAGCUGUUUCUCUAACGGCGCUUCUUAUUGACAUGGAGGAUACUUCUGGGAAUAAGCGAUACGCAUGGUAUGAUUCGUUUGGUCUCGCUGAUGAGCAAAAAAAGUAUAAAUUAAGCGUUGGAGCUUAUGUUGGUAGGUAAUUUGGGUAAAUGUGUAAAACCUGCAACCAUACGUAUUAAGUCGUGUUUACACUACAAGUCUUGGCCUAGCCUUGGCCUGGCCUUGGCCAGGCUUGGUAAAUGUGGCGCGUUUACAUCAUUACACUAUUUUUUUGAGACUGGCUCACUUUGGCCUUUUUAUGUGUUGUGACGUUGUCCGCUGAUUGUCCGCUAAUCUCUCACUGUGGACCCACGUUGCCAUGAAAAUAAGGCCCAGGCCAGGGCCGAAAGUGUUUACGUUUCCACAAGCCUAGCUGCCUAGGCCAGGCCUAAGCCACUGGUUGUAGUGGGCCCAGAUUUCAUGGCCUAGGUCAGGCCAAGGCUAGACCAAAGUCCAUUUUCACUGUCAAAAUGUAGGCCAAGGCCAGGCCAAGGCUGGUAGUGUAAACACGACUUUAGAUUGUAACUUAUUUCCAAUAGAUUCUUCGAAACCCAGUAUGGCAAAAUAUUAAGUCCAGACGUCAAUAUCGAAGACAAGACUUAUUUUUUACAUAUUCAUUUAUUUAUUUAUUAACUUCAGCCAUCAACACAAUGAGAAACAUAUACACACAGGAAGACGGUUCAGGAACACAACACACAAAGCGGUGAGCCAAUUACGUUGGUCACCUGUUAAGCUGUUACAAAACAAAUACAAAACUUCACAAUGUGUACCUUAUUGGACGAAAACGAAUCCAAACGAUGUUUUAUUAUAUCGAACAAAACAAUUCUAAAACAAGACAACAAUUAAUACAGCAACAACAUGCAUGUAUCACACAUUCCUAAGUUGAAAACAGACGAGUGAGUGUAGUUGUGACGUAAUUAUCGAAAAAGUAUAUUGGUUGAAUAUAACGGAUUACAAAUUAAAACACUCUUCCAGAUCUAGGAUCUACCCGGCUCAUGUACAAAAUGGCUGCCAGUAAAACAUUUUGAGCCCGAAAUCACCUACGAUUGCUAAGAAGUAUACUUCAUAAUAAGGUUUGCGUUUUUAUAACGUAGAAAAAACCCAUCCUAACCGGCGCAAAACUAAACCCUAACCCUAAUACUAGCCCUUACCCAAACCCCUAACCCAAACCCUAAACUAGCCCUAACCUAACCCUAACUUAUUUUAAAAAUUGAUAUAAAAACGGUAACCUUAUUUUGAAGUAUAUUAUCUAGCAAUUGCCCGCAAAAUGCUAAGGUACCAAUUAAACUAAAGUUUUUAAAAGAUCUGCACAUGCGGGUACUUUUUUCUACAUUUUUCCCCUUUAAAAGCUGUUGGGGCUUCGAUGGUGGUGUGAUCAUCAGGGCAACCACGGAAGCAUCUUUCACCUCCGGAGUCCGUAGGAUCGAUUCUCCGUACGUACCCAUCGGAAAAGAGUCAAUUUCGCUGUGUCGAAAGUCGUGGGUUUUCUAUGGCUGCCCCGGUUUUCUCCCACAAGGAAAGUUGACAUGGUGGGUUAAGAUAAACACAGUUUCGAAACUAUAAUAUCACAAUUGUUGCAAAGACAAAAUAAUAAGUUCUUUGUAUGUUUGCAUGAUGAUAAAACUUAUAAUAGUUUUGUUUGUGGAAACACCACGUAAAUUUAUUACUGCAAAAUUAUUACUGUAAAUUUAUUACUGUAAAUUAUUACUGUAAAUUUAUUAUUGUAAAUUAAAUUAUUAAUGUAAAUUUAUUACUGCAGUAAUAAAUUUACGUGGUGUUUCCACAAACAAAACUGUUAUAAAGACAAAAUAGUCUAGGCCAAAUAUAUAAUUAGGCAGGCGUAUAAUACUUGACGUAAAGCGUGUUAAUUUUUAUCAUAUUCACAUGUAAAUUAAUGUGCUCUAUAGAAGUGAUCGUUAAUUUUUUCUAAGCUCCACGAUUAUUGUUAUUGUUGAUUAAAUUAAUAAACAUUUAUUUUACUAACUUUGUUUAUAGGUACAGCAGGAGAUUCUUUCACUUAUCAAAGUGGUGCAGCGUUCGCGACAAAAGAUGCCGACACUGGCAACAACUGUGCAAGGACAUAUAAAGGUGCUUGGUGGUAUAUGCAUAGAGGAGGUUGUCAUUUAUCGAAUUUGAAUGGUGUCUAUCAUCAUGGCACACACAAGUCGUUUGCAGACGGUGUGAACUGGAAAACUUGGAAAGGAUAUAACUAUUCGCUGAAAUCAACAUUAAUGAAAAUCCGACGUCGUCCAUUUGGACUAUAAAUUCAGCGUAAUGUAAUAAUUAGUGCUAGGAAAAUCUUUCAACAUACGGGUGUAACUGUAGCUACGGUAGGCCUAGUUUUCGUGAUAAAUAGCGUAACUACUUCGCUUAUAAGAUCCAAUAAAAAAUUAAAUAAUUUGAUAGUGGAUCAAAAUAUGCAACAUGAGCUCCAUCUUUGAAUUUACUAUACGAGUAAAUAAUCUUAAACACAUUUUGAAAUCAUCAAUACGAUAAAUUCGCAACUUACGAGAUUUUCGAAAACAAUUUGGAUUAGUGUCAAAUAAAGAUUAUAGAUUAGGGUUAAUUAGGGUUAGGCGUUAGGGCUCAACAUGUGUCGCGAAUUUAUUGUACGUAUUGAUAAAUUCGGACGUGUUUAACAAUUUACUCGUAUAGUAAAUUCAAAGGUGCAUGGACCUCACGCUGAAAUAUGAAACAAUAAAGCGAUGGUGCGGAUUGGUAUAUCAAUAUUGUUCUGAACCCAAAUUCGAGAAAAAUUAAAGGGGAAAGCUGCAGGCAUAUGUAUGGGUGAUUUAAAGCAAAAACCUGCAAAAUCUGUGAAUAAUACAACACAAAGAAUAGCAACGUUUCGAGCGAAGGCCCUGAAAUUUUCAGAUAGUUGCAUCAUCUGCAGAUGGGUAUGGGGGCCGCGGCCGCCCCUUCAACGUUUUCAUGGUGUAGUUUUAGAUUGAAAAAUUGGGAAGAAUGUUGGAAAAUUGUCAGCAAACAGUGUUGCGAAUCUUGCGAUAAGCAUGGCCAUAAAAACAAUGUUAAGCGUGUGCUAACUAACACAGUAGAAAAGGUGUGUUUUUCUGAAAGUGUGUUAUCUAACACAUUUACCUCCAUCGCUGUGUGUUAAGCACUGAACACUGUGUGUUAUAUAACGCACACUGGUGUGUUAUUUAACUCACAAAGGUGUGUUAUGUCGAAAUUGUAAGAGUAAAAUGUGUUGUAUAACACACCUAACGUGCUAUAUAACACAUUUUUGUGUGUUUUGCAACGCACCUAUUUUUAAGAGUGCGCUUCCUGCGAAAAGUGUGUUUAUUAACCCAAGUUUGAAAGUAAACACACUUUAAUUGAAAAACACACUGCACAGAAGAACUAGAAGAAACACACUUGACCAACAAACACACCUUUCCAAAACACACUUCUUAAUUAAACUAACACACUUUUACAGAAAACACGGUCUAUAAAGAAAACACGCUUUAUAGUAGCAAGCCCGCCCGAUCACAGGUUAGGGCCGCCCAGGUCGCUUCAGAUUCUAUCGCAUUCCCAUUAAGCCCCGCGCUCCCAUUGUAUUCCCAUCAAGUCCCGCGCUCCCAUCCCAUCUCUAUUCCCAACUGAAGCGACGAGGGACGAGGCAGGUUUGAGGAGGGGAUGUGGGAG